AUGUGUCCUGUCCAUGUGUCCUUGGAGACACUGCUGUGUGCUACACUCAUGCUUGUGUCCACUUCUGGGAGUACAGAUUUGGCACCGUCUUUUAUUUCUGAGCCACUCUCUGCUGUCCAGAAACUUGGUGAACCUGUAGUAUUACAUUGUUCUGCUGAACCCAUGACUGCUCAUAUCUCAUGGUUGCUUAAUGGAGAAAGAUUGGAUCGAAAUGUGGGACACAUUAAGAUUCAUCAGGGGACUUUGACCAUCGUUUCUCUUAAUCCUUCCCUUUUGGGACACUACCAGUGCAUUGCUAAUAAUAGCAUUGGUACUGUUGUGAGUGCCCCUGCAAGAAUCUCCCCUGCAGUUCUUGGCAAUUUUGAUUCAUUACCAAAGAAUGUUAUUACAGCAGAAGAAAAAAGUGCUGGUUUCAUUGGCUGCAAGGUACCAGAUAGUAACCCCAAGGCUGAGGUGCGUUAUAAAAUUCGAGGGAAAUGGCUCAAGCAUUCCACAGAUAAAUACUUGAUUCUUCCAUCAGGAAAUCUUCACAUUUUAAAUGUAUCCUUAGAGGACAGGGGAACAUAUAAAUGUGCAAUUUAUAAUUCUGUCACUCAGGAAUUGAAAGUUGAAUCCACUGGCCAGAAGCUCCUUGUGAAUCGCCUUUCUUCAGGCUAUGUUCACAUUCUUCAUCCCACCCUGUCGCAGGCACUGGCUGUUAUUUCUCAUAGCCCUGUAACCCUGGAGUGUAUAGUGAGGGGGGUGCCCGCUUCUCAAGUACGCUGGUUGAAGGAUGGUCAGGAUGUUGUGCUGGGAAGCAGGUGGAGAAGGCUGUAUUCUCAUCUUACCACUGAUAGCAUUGAUCCAAUGGAUGCAGGGAACUAUUCUUGUGUGGUGGGAAACACAUCUGGAGACCUGAAACAUGUGACUUAUGUGGUGAAUGUGCUUGAACAUGCUUCCAUUUCUAAAGGAUUGCAAGAUCAGCUGGUGUCUCUAGGUGCCACGGUCCAUUUUUCCUGUGAUGUUCAUGGGAAUCCAGCACCCAGAUGUACCUGGUUUCAUAAUGCGCAGCCCAUUCAUCCUUCCCCACGACAUCUAUCUGCAGGAAAUGGACUCAGAAUCAGUGGGGUUACCAUGGAAGAUUCUGGACUCUAUCAAUGUGUAGCUGAUAACGGUAUUGGAUUUAUGCAGUCUACUGGAAGACUUGAAAUUAAAGUUCCUUUGAAAACAAAUACGAAAGCUGAAACAAUUACCAUGCCUGAUAUUACUCAGAGUGAUGACGGAGAUAAAAGAAAUGAUUCAGAAGCUGGAUUACUGAGCUCAUCUCCAGUGAGGCCACAUUCCAGCUCAGUGGAGUCACCAUCAGAGAAAAGUGCCAGUAAUGUGUCGGUCCCGGAUGCCCCCAUUAUCUUGAGCCCUCCACAGACCCAUACACCACACACCUACAACCUGGUCUGGAGAUCCGGAAAGGAUGGUGGGCUCCCUAUCAAUGCCUAUUUUGUAAAAUAUCGAAAGCUUGACGAUGCUGUUGCUUUGGUGGGAAGCUGGCACACAGUCCGAGUCCCGGAAAGUGAAAAUGAGCUCCAUUUAUCAGAACUGGAGCCAUCUAGUCUCUAUGAAGUCUUGAUGGUGGCAAGAAGUGCAGCAGGAGAAGGACAGCCUGCCAUGUUCACUUUCCGAACCAGCAAAGAGAAAACAGCCUCUUCAAAAAAUGCCCAAUUUCCCGCUCCACCCAGAGGCAUCCCUAAACAUCCUGCUGAUUCUGAAGCUGCAAGCAACAACUUUGGUGUGGUGCUUACUGAUUCCUCUAGGAAUAGUGGAGUUCCAGAGGCGCCAGACCGGCCCACCAUUUCCACUGCAUCAGAGACUUCAGUCUAUGUCACUUGGAUUCCUCGGGCAAAUGGUGGCUCUCCCAUUACAGCCUUCAAGGUGGAGUAUAAACGGAUGCGGAAUAGUGAUUGGCUCAUAGCAGCUGAAGAUAUUCCUCCUUCCAAACUGUCUGUGGAAGUUCGCAGUUUAGAACCAGGUUCAACAUACAAAUUCAGGGUCAUUGCCAUCAAUCAUUAUGGUGAGAGUUUUCAGAGUUUGGCUUCUCGACCUUAUCAGGUGACUGGGCGCUCUAACCGUUUUUCGAAUCGACCAAUAACUGGGCCUCACAUUGCAUACACUGAAGCGGUCAGUGAUACAGAGAUCAUGCUGAAGUGGACAUACAUUCCAGCAAGUAAUAAUAACACUCCCAUUCAAGGAUUUUAUAUCUAUUACCGUCCAACAGAUAGUGACAAUGACAGUGAUUACAAGAGGGAUAUUGUCGAAGGUUUAAAGCAGUGGCACAUGAUUGGUCAUCUGCAGCCAGAAACUUCCUAUGAUAUUAAAAUGCAGUGCUUCAAUGAAGGAGGAGCAAGCGAGUUUAGUAACGUGAUGAUCUGUGAAACUAAAGUGAAACAUAUUCCUGGAGCAUCUGAGUACCCCAUCAAAGACUUGAGUACCCCUCCAAAUUUCUCAGGAAGUGGAGGAAAUUUUGGGCCUGCAACAAGCACCACCAGGAGCAGUGAUAUGUUAUAUUUGAUUGUUGGCUGUGUGCUAGGUGUCAUGGUCCUAAUUCUUAUGGUUUUCAUUGCAAUGUGCCUAUGGAAGAACCACCAACAGAAUACCAUACAGAAAUAUGACCCACCAAGCUAUCUCUACCAAAGAGCAGAUAUUAAUGGACAGAUAAUGGAAUACACCACUCUGCCUGGCACAACCAGGAUUAACGGAAAUGUCCAUGGGAGUUUCAUGAGGAAUGGAAGUCUCCAUAGUGGCUGCUCACAUCUUCACCAUAAGGUUUCUGCUGGGGUCAGUGGACUCAUGAGUGGGAGCAUAAACCCAGGCCUUUCCUCUGGGCUUACUAACUCCCUAUCCCAGGCACGUGUGGAUUUUGAACAUCCUCAUCACCACCUAGUGAAUGGUGGUGGGAUUCACAAAGCAGUACCUGAGUGUGACCCAUUGGAGUGCAUUAACUGUCGAAAUUGUCGGAACAACAACAACAGAUACUUCACAAAAACAAAGAGCACAUUGAGCAGUGGUCCCCUUCCUUUGGUCCAAGUGGUCACCCCUUCUCCUCAGGAUGGUUUGGAAAUGACACCACUCAAUCAUGGAAAGAUGUCCCUUUGUUUGGCUUCCACAGUCCCUAGUUGUGGCCAUUUCUCUGAGGAGAACAUCAAGGACAUCUUAGUACCGGUACCUCCCCUGCAGACCUGCUGCCAGGACAGUGUGAAUGGUGUCAGCCCUGGUUGCACAGACAAUAGAGCUGAGUUCAGCAGAGGAAACAACAGUGUCCCUUCAGAAAUAGAGAAUGCACUUUUAAGUUGGAAUCCUGUUAUUUUGCCACCUGUCUCAAAUGACUAUACUGAAAAGACAGUUUGGUUUCCAGCAGCCAUCCCUUUGGACAGCCCUUCAGCAGCCCUUCAGCAACCCCAGGAAAGCUGA
Elephantulus edwardii (Cape elephant shrew) is the source of this 3444-nucleotide messenger RNA. It is a transcript of the gene CDON, whose product is annotated as cell adhesion associated, oncogene regulated. Gene Ontology annotation, molecular function: protein binding. The transcript has 18 exons. Lineage: Eukaryota; Metazoa; Chordata; Mammalia; Macroscelidea; Macroscelididae. The record is from RefSeq and is a predicted model, not a curated record. Gene Ontology annotation, biological process: cell-cell adhesion; axon guidance; nervous system development. Gene Ontology annotation, cellular component: plasma membrane; axon. The coding region runs from base 1 to 3444 and encodes 1147 amino acids.